Melitaea cinxia (Glanville fritillary) is the source of this 632-nucleotide messenger RNA. RefSeq lists its product as uncharacterized. NCBI's taxonomy places the organism in Eukaryota, Metazoa, Arthropoda, Insecta, Lepidoptera, Nymphalidae. The coding region runs from base 240 to 572 and encodes 110 amino acids. The record is from RefSeq and is a predicted model, not a curated record. The transcript has 2 exons.
UUAUCAGUAUCCUAUUUAUCAGUGCCACAUUGUUUAACUAAUGAGCUAAGACAUUUAUUUACACUUUGAUUUAUUAUUGCGUAGCCGCAAACGAGUGCUCGUGAUUCACAAGUGUAUUUCUCGUGGGUAGGUUAUAUGUACUUCCCCGUGAUUUCCACGCAGUCAGUUUGGUAACAUUAUCGGCUAUAAAUACAGAGGAAUUAAUCUACAAAAUAGUAGUUUGGUAUAAAAAAAUAAAAAUGAGAGUGGUAGUACUAUUGAGUUUUGUAAUAAUUUUCAUCGUGUCGUCAUGCUGGGCCCGCGACAUGAUAGUAGGUACCAGUUUCAAUACGCAAUUGGUUUGGCAACAAAAAGCAGAGUACAGAGCUAUACCUUUUAAGAAGAGGGUUAAAGAAGUUUUCUUCUCUAAUCCUGGUCUACAAACUAUCAGGGGUGUUAUAGCCAGAGAUUUGGACCACACCGACGCAAUCGGAACAAUAACUGCCGGAGGCGUGGGCUCUACUUUUGUAAACAUUCGUUUGAAGAGCGAACGCGGAGGAAGCCUGAAUUAUCAAAUCGAAAUUUAUGUUUAGAUUGAUUAUUUAUUUAUUGACCAUGACGACUUGUACAAAUAAAUUACGUGCAUAAUUGAG